AUGACAAAAAUAUUCUGUGACCCAGAUAGUGACGAUUGUCUGGGUAUUACCUGUGAAAAUGGUGGAACAUGCUUGGAUGAUUUUCUCGCCUGGUCCUGCACAUGCGUAGAGGGAUUUGAAGGAACUAAUUGCGAAACAAAUAUUGACGAGUGUGCUAGCUUGCCGUGCCAAAAUGACGGUGCUUGUGAAGAUGGAGAGAAUAUGUACACAUGCAUUUGUUCGGGAGGCUACGGGGGAGAUCAUUGUGAACUCGAUGUGGAUGAUUGUGUAGCAGGACCGUGUCAGAACAAUGGUGACUGUACAGACGCCCUCAACGGAUAUACGUGUGUUUGCACUUCUGGCUACUCUGGAAACGACUGUGAAACUGAUGUUGAUGAGUGUGCUUCUGGUCCUUGCCAAAAUGGAGGCCAGUGCGUAGAUGACGUCAACAUGUUCUCGUGUGUCUGCUUAGAUGGUUUUGAUGGAACGAUCUGUCAAAAUGUACUAAGUGAUGUCACCUGUAAUUUUGGUACCGAUGAAUGUGGGUACACGAAUGAUGCGACAGCGGAUGUUGAUUGGCUUAGAAGCUUUGGAAUAACUGCCCUCAGAUUCAACGGACUGGAAACGGGUCCGCUCAAUGACCAUACCAUUACCGUUGAUAUAAGUAAGUAUCCAUUACAGUGUGCUAUGAACUCUUAUAAACUAAAGCCAGGGGCCCCAGUAACAAGAAUCCAGUAA
Molecule: messenger RNA, 717 nt
Organism: Anneissia japonica
Lineage: Eukaryota; Metazoa; Echinodermata; Crinoidea; Comatulida; Comatulidae
Product: fibropellin-3-like
Exons: 6
Coding region: 1-717 (238 amino acids)
Biological process (GO): establishment or maintenance of epithelial cell apical/basal polarity; heterophilic cell-cell adhesion
Cellular component (GO): plasma membrane; protein-containing complex
Molecular function (GO): calcium ion binding
Source: RefSeq, a predicted model, not a curated record